Planococcus citri (citrus mealybug) is the source of this 1738-nucleotide messenger RNA. Its product is annotated as GTPase HRas. Gene Ontology annotation, molecular function: GDP binding; GTP binding; GTPase activity. The record is from RefSeq and is a predicted model, not a curated record. The transcript has a single exon. Bases 312 to 878 code for a protein of 188 amino acids. Gene Ontology annotation, biological process: Ras protein signal transduction; epidermal growth factor receptor signaling pathway. NCBI's taxonomy places the organism in Eukaryota, Metazoa, Arthropoda, Insecta, Hemiptera, Pseudococcidae. Gene Ontology annotation, cellular component: plasma membrane.
AUUGUGGUUAUCUCGAAUGCAAUUCCAAUGAGAUGAUAAUUUUUUCUUCAUCAUCUUUGUUCUUCGUAUUAGAAAAAUUUAGUUAAUUUAUAAUAGUUCAUAGGUUAUCUAGCAACUUGCACCAGUACUCAUUAAUAGAAAUAACCAGUGUAAAAGUUUCGGUACUUUUGAUUAGUAAUUAAUUGAAAAUUGAUAGUGAUUUUUAAUAACCAUGUUGUGUUACGAAGUGUUCAGCAAACGAUGUUAAUUUUCGAAUGUUAUGGGUGCUGUAAGUAAUCUGAUUCAUUAAUAAUACCGUGUUAAAAGACAAUAUGACGGAGUACAAAUUGGUGGUUGUCGGCGCCGGAGGCGUCGGCAAAAGUGCCCUGACUAUUCAGCUCAUCCAGAAUCAUUUCGUCGAUGAGUACGACCCGACGAUUGAGGACUCCUACCGCAAACAGGUAGUGAUCGAUGCUGAAACCUGUCUACUAGAUAUCUUGGACACUGCUGGUCAAGAAGAAUAUUCAGCGAUGCGAGAUCAGUACAUGAGAACUGGCGAAGGUUUUCUGCUAGUGUUUGCGGUGAAUAACGCAAAGUCGUUUGAAGACAUCCAUACGUAUCGUGAGCAGAUAAAACGUGUCAAAGAUGCGGAAGAAGUGCCGAUGGUUUUAGUAGGCAAUAAAUGCGAUUUACCUCAAUGGACUGUCAAAAUGACCGAAGCGAAGGAACUCGCCGCCCAAUUUAAAAUUCCCUGCAUAGAAACGUCAGCUAAGACUAGAAUGGGUGUUGAUGAUGCUUUUUACACCUUAGUUCGUGAAAUUCGAAAGGAUAAAGAAUUGAGAAAUAAGAAACCAGGACAUAAGAAACCUAAAUGGCUAUCGAAAUGCUCAUUGCUGUGAGAUAAACGUCACCUCAAAAAUACCUCUAUGAAGAUGUGAUUAUAUCUAGUUGGUUAUAUAUUUUAAUGUUUUCAAUCAUUGCAUCGGUAGAGUAUACAUAGAUAAUCAAAAUCUUGUGAUUCAUUUUCAAGUAAUUUUUGAUUUCGAAAAAUAUUCGAAUAUUGAUCGAAUUUUCGAUAAACAAAUGUUAUUUUCUCGUCUUUCUACUUAUAUUAGUUUAUAUAAUCGUCGCCGCAUCACAUCACUGCUACUUAAGCAUUAUAUUUUAAUUUUAUUCUUGCAUUUAUAUAUUCUACGUUAAAUCAACUGUUCUCUGUAAUUUUUUGAUAGCUUCGUAAUUUUGUUUUGAAUUUUUCUUCGUAUUAUAUUAUAUAUAUAUUAUUUGAUUUUAUUACGUAAUGUUCAUAUUUUGUGAUUUGUUUUUAAUUUGUUAUUAUUCUCAUUGCCGUUUCAUUCGUUUUGAAAAUUUUCCCAGUGAGUGUUUCAUCUAUGUUUUUGUUGAUACCAUACCAUGUCCUGUGUGUUUCAAGUUAUGUAUUUUUUAAUCUUUAUGAUUUAUUAUUGUUUUUUUGAAGGAGAGUUAUAUUGAUGUUCUGUUUUAUCGCACAUUUUAAAAUCGAUACUUUAAUCGCGCAAAAUUUCAACAUUCUUUAUUUCAAUUUGUGUAAGUUCGUUGAACGUGAUCAAUUUUAUUAUUAUUCGUGAUUUCUUUUUGAGGUUUACAAUUUAUAUGCCAUCUUCCACUAAAUGAUUAUUGGUUUAUUUUUGUUCGUGAAAUUAUAUUUUAUAUCCAUUAUCCUGUAAAUGUUUAAAAGUUAUUAUCUUAUUUUAUCAAAUUAUAUCAAUUUUUUUCUUAUCGA